AUGGACCCAAAGAGAAAUGAGGCACCGGCUUAUAACUUCAAUUCCGGCCCAGGCCCACCCGAGCCCCCCGGAGCCGUCCCUACCACGUUGGAGGAUUACGAAAACAAAUUUUCCUUAUCAGACACAACAGCCCUCGACCAAACAUGGCAUCCAAACACCAGGCAUCCUCUCGCCGGCGAAACCGAUAGUUCACCGCAUCGUACAAUUCAAGGGUCUACAUCCGACGAACAUGACAACUACUAUCAUGCCCGCCUCCAACACGAGGCAUCGACAAGGCCCAUACUGAACAACGAUCCUGGCGACACAUUCGUGAUGGGAGACGACCCAGCCGUCGAUGAUGUGAACCAACAACGCGCCACGGUCACAUCACAUCAAACAAUUGCGUUCGACAUUGUCCAAGCCCUUCGACUCAUCGCGGCCCGACCUCACCCACACACGAGCCUUCAAGCGACACAGCCCGUCCACCCUUUUGUUGUCGCGGAUACCUGGCAGCAUGACAUGCCCAUCAUUUUCGUCUCAAAUUCCUUUGAAGCCAUGACGGGAUAUCACAACACGGAGAUCCUAGGACGCAACUGUCGCUUUCUACAAUCUUCGGACGGAUUCGUGCAACCCAGGGCUCCUCGACAACAUAUCGACAGCAUCGACGCGUACCACUUCAAGCUAUCCCUCGCGACUGGCGGCGAGUUUCGGCAGACGAUUGUCAACUUCAAGAAAGGCGGUCAACCCUUCAUCAACCUCAUCACCAUCAUCCCUAUCCCCUGGCCUGGAGCUGAGUCGAGGUUUCUCUUUGGCUACCAGAUCGACGCUACCCACAAUGCCCUAGCUCCUAAGAAUCUUGAGCUGAACAUUGGCGGUCGCAACUCACUCUUUUAUCGUCGGACGCAACAGCUGUGUGCUUCUCACCAUCGAGAACUUGAAGAUGCCACUCCUUCGCCUUCUUCCCAAUACCAGAGCGAUUCGUCUCGACAGUCGGAACCUUCUCAAGCAUCCGAGUCUCGGAUCAUCGACCCUGACGAUGUUGACCUGAACACAGAAGUCCUGAUACGACUUUUUGACAACAACAGCAACGCUGCGCUUGACAAGCCUGGCUACAAAGCGUUGUGCAAGAUUGUUCUAGACAUGGCUGCCGGAAUCAUCCAAGUGUUAUCGCUCACCGGCACAAUUGUUUGGAUAUCUACAUCAUGCGUGCAACUGGGCUAUUCUCCUACAGAACUUAUCGGCUUGCCCAUACAAGACAAAUGGCAUUCGGCUGAUAUUCCAGCUCUGUUCCGACAUCUGAAAGCUGCAGCCGUCGGGCAAGUCAUUGAACUCAUUUCACGCUUUCGACGAUCUGAUGGGGAAUACGCAUGGUUGCACAAUGUCGGCUCGAUAUUGCAAAUGGCUGGUGGACGUAGAGUAGCCGUGAUGGCCGGUCUUCAACAAGAAGUACCCAACUUGAAUCUGGCGUUACUGGAUGCACAACGAGGCGUUGGCGACCAGGAUGUGUGGGUAAAGAUGUCCAGGUCGGGCCUGAUUCUCAAUGUUUUCCCUAACCGCAUGACUGCAUUGGGAAUAUCACAAGAACUGACUGGCACAACGUUUUCGCAAUUACUGGCAGAUGAUACGUCUCGUGAACGAUUUCUUUACCUCGUGCUCAAGUCCACCUCAUCUAGAAUGACUCAUCAAACAACCUUGGAGCUUGCAUCGACCACAGGCCCGGAUCUAUUGGCCGAAGCAACAAUAUUUGCGAGCGAUACAUCAGCAGAACGGCGGCCGCAUGUUCUAAUUCUCCACUGCCGGAUCACAAAGUCCACCACGAAGAAGGGAAAGAAUCCCGAGGUGGUUAUUGCAGCCCACGCCAGCUCUUCCAAGAACGAGGACCUCUUUGAGAAACUACGUUCAAGCAAUUUUGGCGUAUGGCAAGUCGAAAUGAAUAGUCUAGCUCAAGAAAACGACGAUCUCCGACUGGAAUUGGGCCGCCUUCAAGCUUUGUCAAAGCAGCGCAAGCUUCUCAAGAGGACAAGCAAGGUUCCCUUUGAUGGCUGUGCCAACUGCCACGCGCGUGAAACGCCAGAAUGGCGUCGAGGACCCAGUGGUCAAAAAGAUCUUUGCAACAGAUGCGGGCUUCGGUGGGCCAAGUCGCGACACAAAGAGGGCACAAAUACCUAG
Messenger RNA from Pestalotiopsis fici W106-1, 2148 nucleotides. RefSeq lists its product as uncharacterized. Gene Ontology annotation, cellular component: nucleus. The record is from RefSeq and is a predicted model, not a curated record. Gene Ontology annotation, molecular function: sequence-specific DNA binding; protein binding; zinc ion binding. The transcript is spliced from 2 exons. Gene Ontology annotation, biological process: regulation of DNA-templated transcription. NCBI's taxonomy places the organism in Eukaryota, Fungi, Ascomycota, Sordariomycetes, Amphisphaeriales, Sporocadaceae. Bases 1 to 2148 code for a protein of 715 amino acids.